AAACCAGUUACUGUUUCUUGGACUCUUUUCGAGCCGACUUUUAUUCGUCGAUCAGGCGGACCCAGGCAUCGUAGUCAUCAUCAAGACAAAAAGGUGAUUUGGGAGAUUGAGAUGGAAAAAAUCGGAUUGUCAAUUUGGCCACGAAGAGUACUGCCGCGAUCUUGA
Paraglomus occultum is the source of this 165-nucleotide messenger RNA. Lineage: Eukaryota; Fungi; Glomeromycota; Glomeromycetes; Paraglomerales; Paraglomeraceae. The record is from the annotation of a GenBank genome assembly.